AUGGGGCGGCUCUUCCUGAUGCACCUCGAGGGGAACGCCUACAGCUGCAAGUUCUGCCGCACCCACCUCGGCCUCGCCGCCGACAUCAUCUCCAAGAACUUCCAUUCCAAGCACGGCAAGGCGUAUCUCUUCAACAGGGUUGUCAAUGUUACAUCUGGUACAAACGAGGAUCGCAUGAUGAUGACAGGGCUGCAUACCGUUUCCGAUAUCUUCUGUGUUGGUUGUGGAUCCAUUGUUGGAUGGAAAUAUGAGGCUGCACAUGAGAAGAGCCAGAGGUACAAGGAAGGAAAGUUCAUUCUGGAGAGGUUUAAGGUGUCGGGCCCUGAUGGUAGCCACUACUGGGGGGUGACACAUGAUGCUCAUCAUGGGGGUGGAAGCGACACCGACGACUUAUGA
Molecule: messenger RNA, 396 nt
Organism: Triticum turgidum subsp. durum (durum wheat)
Lineage: Eukaryota; Viridiplantae; Streptophyta; Magnoliopsida; Poales; Poaceae
Source: the annotation of a GenBank genome assembly